Lasiodiplodia theobromae is the source of this 804-nucleotide messenger RNA. RefSeq names its product Short-chain dehydrogenase/reductase SDR. Lineage: Eukaryota; Fungi; Ascomycota; Dothideomycetes; Botryosphaeriales; Botryosphaeriaceae. The transcript has 2 exons. Bases 1 to 804 code for a protein of 267 amino acids. The record is from RefSeq and is a predicted model, not a curated record.
AUGGCUACCACAAUCCUGGAGGGUGUUGCUUUUAUCACGGGCGCUGGCUCUGGAAUUGGACAAGCCUCGGCCUUCUCGCUUGCGAAGCAUGGUGUUAGGCAGUUCGCCUUGACCGAUAUCAAUGCAUCCGCGCUCCAGUCUACAGUCGACGAGUUGAUCCGCCGUCAUGGGACGUCGGUCGAAGCUCUUGCCAUCGAGAUGGACGUCUCUCAGGAAGAGGCCGUGGAAAGCGGCGUUGCCCAGGCGGUUGCCAAGUUCGGGCGUAUCGACUUCGCCGUCAACAGCGCUGGAGUGACUGGCACCGUGGGAGGGAGUCCGGACGUGAGCUUGGAGGCCUGGAACAAGCAUUUGUCAAUCAACCUGACAGGAGUAUGGCUGAGCCAGCGCGCCGAGAUCCGGCAGAUGUUGAAGCAGGAGCCGCGUGGCGAGCGAUACGGCCGCGGCAGCGUCGUCAACGUCUCUUCGGUCCAUGGCUUCGCCUCUUCACCUUCGUACAUUGCUGCAGGCGCAUACACGUCGGCUAAGCAUGCCGUCGUGGGCCUAACACGUACCGAGGCCACUCUGUACGCAUCCAAGGGGAUCAGGAUCAAUGCCAUCUGCCCGGGCUACAUCGACACGCCGCUUUUGACGCCGGCAAAGGCGAAAGCCGGCCUGAUGGAGAAGCUUGUCAACGAGAACACGGCAGUGAAGAGGAUGGGGACCGCAGAAGAAGUCGGAGACGCCAUCAUGUUCUUAGCGAGUCCGCUAUCAUCCUUCAUGGUUGGCUCAGCGAUGCUCGUCGACGGUGGCUACACUGCACAGUGA